Messenger RNA from Anguilla anguilla (European eel), 6502 nucleotides. It is a transcript of the gene wnt9a, whose product is annotated as wingless-type MMTV integration site family, member 9A. The record is from RefSeq and is a predicted model, not a curated record. The coding region runs from base 151 to 1248 and encodes 365 amino acids. Gene Ontology annotation, cellular component: extracellular region. The transcript has 4 exons. Gene Ontology annotation, biological process: neuron differentiation; multicellular organism development; cell fate commitment. Gene Ontology annotation, molecular function: cytokine activity; frizzled binding. NCBI's taxonomy places the organism in Eukaryota, Metazoa, Chordata, Actinopteri, Anguilliformes, Anguillidae.
UCUCUCUCUCUCUCGCUCGCUGGCUUGCUUGCUCUCUGUUCAUGGGAGGAGCGCACACUCACUCAGUAUAAGAAGUGCCGAUCGUACAACUACCAACUUUACACAGCAACUCAGGAGAAACGAAAUGAUCUGCCCUGGAGCCGCAGCAAAAUGCUGGAUGGACACCUACUCCUGGGAUGGUUAUCGUUCACGGUCAUAGUCCUCCUUAUCGGCUUGCCUGGACCAACCACUGCUUAUUUCGGACUGACGGGUAAUGAGCCCCUGUCCAUCCUGCCACUGAGCACGCAGCCUGAGGAGAGCACAGCCAAAGCACACUACAAGCUCUGUGACCGGCUCAAGCUGGAGAAGAAGCAGCGAAGGAUGUGCCGGCGGGACCCCGGUGUGGCAGAGACCCUGAUGGAGGCCAUCAGCAUGAGUGCCUUGGAGUGUCAGUACCAAUUCCGCUUUGAGAGGUGGAACUGCACCCUGGAGGGGCGCUACCGAGCCAACCUGCUUAAGAGAGGUUUCAAAGAGACGGCGUUCCUGUAUGCGAUAUCCUCAGCAGGCUUGACCCAUGCCAUGGCCAAGGCCUGCAGUGCGGGGCGGAUGGAGCGCUGCACCUGCGACGAGGCCCCCGACCUGGAGAACCGCAAGGCCUGGCAGUGGGGCGGAUGUGGGGACAACCUUAAAUACAGCAACAAGUUUGUCAAGGAGUUCCUGGGCAAGAGGUCCAAUAAGGACCUGCGCGCCCGUGUGGACAUGCACAAUACAAACGUGGGCAUGAAGGUGAUCAAGGCCGGAGUGGAGACCACCUGCAAGUGCCACGGCGUGUCAGGGUCCUGCACAGUGCAGACCUGCUGGCGGCAGCUGUCGCCGUUCCACGAGAUCGGCAAGCAGCUCAAGCUCCGCUACGAGACGUCCCUCAAGGUGGGCAGCUCCACCAACGAGGCCACGGGCGAGGGGGACAUCUCGCAGGCCCGGGCCCAGCAGCAGCCCCUGCCGGGCCCCAGCGACCAGAUCCCCCGCACCACGGACCUCCUCCACAUCGAGGACUCGCCCAGCUUCUGCCGCCCCAGCAAGUACUCCCCGGGCACGUCCGCCCGCAAGUGCUACAAGGACAAGAACUGCGACGCCAUCUGCUGCGGCCGGGGCCACAACACCCAGAGCAGGGUGGUAACCCGGCCCUGCCAGUGCCAAGUGCGCUGGUGCUGCUACGUGGAAUGCAAGCAGUGCACACAGAGAGAGGAGGUCUAUACCUGUAAGGGGUAGCCGCCGCCCCUCCCCCGAAAAAGAAAAACACUCCCUCUUGCCACCCUCGUUGACUUGCGGACUGAACUGAGAAAGGGGGAGGGGGCGUCGGCCCGGGGAGGUUCGUGAGGGAGUGGAAGAGGCCGGCGAAGGCGAGGAGCUGGCCAGCGCAAAGAUGGAAAGCACUUUUGAAAGGCGCCUCGAGGCCGCCGGCGACGCUCGUUCACCGUUUUGUGCCGCGGGGGCCGAGAGCGUCCUCCGUAGAGCGCGAGAGGUGGGGUCAUGGGGGUUUGUUGGCUGGCAGGGGAGCUCUGCAUCGCCCCUCACCCAUGACCUCCAGCGACCGCAAGGAAACUCAGUCGUGGGUGGCCGUGUACCCUCAGUGUGUGAGCGGAUAGAGGAAAUUUAAAUUCCAAAAGACUGAUGUUUGGGCAGAGAAAUUUCCUCUUUUUUAUCAAAACCAACCCUGGCUAUAAAGAGCAGGGGGAUAAACAGUCAAGCAGCAAAUCUGAGGCGAUCUUGUGUGUUUGAGAGAAGCAGAGACAGGGUGUAAUAUAUAUUCUACACGCACAUAUACACACUCACACACACCUGUGUGUAUGCAUAUGUAUGUAAAUAUAUUUAAUUAUAUAGUAAUUCUAUUAUAUUUACCACUUAUCUAAACAUCUAGUACAACCACUACCCACACAAAUGUUUGGAGUUCUUUGUGUGCCUUUUCUUACUUCUGAUCGUAAUUCACUCUGACAAGGCCCUUUGGAAAGCAGUAAAUUUGUUUCCUCUUUUGCUCUCUGUGGAUAUAAUUUAUGGACCGAAGGUGUACGUGCUUUAUGUGUGCCGGCUUCUUUGGCCAUGAGACAAGCUACUUUUGUGACUACUCCUGUCCAAGGCAAGGAGACACCAAGCAAAAAAAAAACCCUUCCUUGGACUUCCCUUCAAACUUUGAAGGGGUAGGAGGAUACUAAGUACUUUUUUUUUUUCUUCUCAUCGUUUUUUUUAUGGUUGUUUCUAUUUUUGGCCACAAAAUAAACACAAAAGACUAAUUGAUCAGGGAAAGAUAAACCACUAUGUCCACUACUCCAAGCUAAACUAAGCUACGGCAAGUCUGGGAAGGGAUCAAAGAGAAGGGGAAGGAAUGUCGCAGUUUCUCUUAGCUUUCUGGACUGCAAAAGUGGCAACAAUAAUCUCUAUAAAAUCAGAGGAUAAAUCUCCAGAUACCAGCUGCACUGGAUUGCCAGCUGUGCCAAAUACAGGCGCACCACCAGUUGGUGGCUGUUUCUUACCCUUUCCUUUGAUGAGAAUCCUUGUCACACGAGCAUCACUGUGACAGCAAGACGGCAAGUGGUGUCAGCACACAUACCUUAUCCUCCAUCCAUAACACAGGACACUCUCAGUUUAUUUGAACAAAUGACAUAAAGCUGUCAGUGGCUAUAAGGAUUCCUGGGAGUAGAAUGCUCUACUGAGUCCUCAAUCCAUUCUUUCUAUCAGCAAAGGCUUAGCUGCAGCCCCAAAAUAAUUCAAUGAACCGAGAUAUUGUAAUUUUUUUAAGUUCCCUUUAAUGGAUUUUCAUCAAACAUUAUGGAAAUGUUGUUAUUGACAUGUAUUACGGUGUUAGUUAUGGUAAGAGAAAAUGAGUGUUUUUGGGGUGGGGAAUUACAUGUGUGCAUGAAGUAUGUUUAUACAGAAAAUGGAGUGUUUGCCUUGUUAACUCCUUAAAUGAAUAGUAAUGUACUUUUCCAAGCUUUUCAUGGCAGAACAAUGGCAACGUAUAAAAUUUGUUUUCUGCUAUUUUGCAAUACGAAAAUUGCUUGUCAGAAAGGGACUUCUUUUGUUUCUUUAAAGUACUUAAACAUUUUCAAAUCGCAAAAAAGUCAAGAAGUUCCUGUGCCUUAAAUUUCUGCCUUAGAAGAUGCCUUCAUUGUACGCUCUGUCCCUAAUUACUACAGAAAAUUCAAUUUCACAAUGUAGGCAAUGACUAAACAACCUCAAUGGAAUGUGUUGUUUGAAAAAGUAGAAUAUCGAAAGGCAUGAUCAAAGCAUUGCAUCUGAAAAAGUAGCCGUGAGGUCAGGUUAAAGUCAGUGAAGCUGAAAGUGAAAUGUUUUUUUUUCUUUUUUGUUCUUUUUCAAAAAUAAUGGUUUGAAACAGAUUUUAGUGCCAGCAUUCAAGUCGCAUAAAGAUGCCGUACGCUAUCCUUUUAGGAACAUUCAGUUAUUUGUUUUUUUUAGAUCAAAUGCAAAGUCAGAGGUACCGAUGUAGGUGUAAAUUAAUAAUUUUUCUUGUCAUUUCAUUGGUGGGCAGUCCUCCAUAAGUGACGCUCUCGGAGGGAGCACAUUUGACAAAUGUCCUUACCAGUACGUGACACACGACCUGUUGACCUAGAGUAUCAGCACAUUUCAAUAUUCUUUGUAUUCAAAACGGAGUGUAUGACUAUGAACAGAAAUAUAAAAAGUGUAUAUAUUACCAUAUGACGAAAAUAUGUAUGAACAUAGAAAUUUAUAUACAUUAACUUUUAAAAGGCAAGUGUGAAUGAACUACUGAGUGAGAAACCAUAUAUUGUAAUAUAGCACCAUUCACGCACUGAAGCCUGGAAGCUUUCUCUUUAAAACUUUAAAAGUAUUUAAAGACAAUGAUAUAUAUAUAUAUAUAUAUAUAUAUAUAUAUAUAUAUAUAUAUAAUGUGGAUGUAUUUCCCGUUGUGCAUUGUAAAUAGUUAUGGUUUAUUAUCCUGUGGUAAAAAGACAAGGGUGAGGCAUAUGCUUACAACUCACAGGCAAUUUUGGAGGAAAUUGGGGUGGGCGGUAGGUUUGACAUUGACGUUGGCUGAAAGGUUUGUGGUCGGUCACCGCUGUAAAACCUCUGGUUGCAAGAGAUUGCAGGAACUGACAUCUAAAAUUCCAUUUGCCAGUUUCCGUAAAUCAUGGUUAAAGAAAAAACAAAAUCAGACGGCAACACAUAUGUGACCGUGGCCUUAUCAGAGAGACAACAUAAACUCCCGAUCAAAACAUCCAUGGAGAAUGUGACCUUUCGCGCGCGCUCGUUUGUUUCUGCGUACUGUGACUUGCACACAAAAGUAUUUCUCUCAAAUAGGAGCUGACUUUUGGUUGUCUGUGCCCCCGUGAGCCGAAUUCCAAACAUUUUGAGAUGGCAAGGCAAACCAAUUAAGGAGCAGUUGAAAAUACAUACAUAGAGCUUUGCACGCUACAUGAAAACCAUAAUGGCUAUGCACGUAGCCUCAAAAAGAAAUGCCUCCACACCACAGCGCACAGGGGCAAGAGUCUUGUCAGCUGUCUGCUGUGUAGUUUACUAACUGAGCCAUGCCUCAAGCUAUGCUGUUCUGAUUCCCUGCAGUGCUGAUUCAUUAAACAAGUCCAAACAUUAAAGACUGUAUGUAUAUACAUUCUAUACUCACACAUACAUACAUAUAUUCUGUGUGCGUGUGUAUGUAUAUAAAGAACACACACAAUAUGCACACAUACAUAGUUUAAUCAUUUACAAUGACUCUGAAAUCUCAGAAAGCUGCAAGACUCCGUUCUUUAAUAUGUGAGAUGGUCUAUUCAAAAAUAUGUAUUUACCUAGUACACCCAUGACAGCAUACAGUGUAUCAUCUGUCAUCAUUUUGGUUAUUUCUUGUGGUCCAGAGUCAAUCUAACUGCAAUGUGCUUUCACCUUAACAGUAUCUCCUAGAGUACCCAUUUUAAGCAAGUGUUUCCCACUGCAUUGCCAUUGAAAUCAGCUGAAAUCAACAAAUGGUGUCGCAGGUGCAGGUAAAUUAGACAAAAGACACUUCAGAGUCAACAGGAGAGCACACUGUGCUUUGAUUGAGCCUGGUCCUUACUCAUUUCUGAUUUAGCCCAAGUGUUAUGCAGCUAGUGAGACCAUUGAACUGAAAGUUGGAUGUUUUUGUCAGUCAGACUGUCUUGAAACGUGUCUCUCUGGAUCAUGUUUGAUAUGUUUAUUUUGUAGGGACAAAGGAAAAUAGAAAAGAGAGUUAAAUUAUUAUUUUUUGAAAUAUUAUGAGCAUGUGUUCAAUGUAAAUACUGUAAAGUCAAGACCGUUGUUAUAGCCUUUAUUUUUUACCGUGGCUUGCUUUAGGCCUUAGGGGGAAAUAGAUUCUUUGAGGUGGAAAUUUUGGCAGAGGCAGUAUAGGCUUAUUAUUAAAACAAUUAUUGCACCUCUCUUUAGACUCUUGUUUUCAAAAAAAAAAAAAAGUGAAAAAAAACUAAACUUUCUGUCACUUGAGCACAAAACAAAUCCUAACAAAUUCAGUCACUCGUUGUUAUUCUGAUUCUUUUUACGAUGGAUUUACAUUUAAUUUCAUAAGAUAACCCCACUGAUUUAACCAGAAGUGUAGAACAUUCAGAGAGAAAUGUUUAUAUUCUGCUUAAGUUAAACUUCACAGAUAUUAUGACUGACAACAUCGCACAGGGCAUUGUGUGUCAAUGUUUUUCAAUCCAACAAGUGGCAUUAAAAAUUCCAGAGAUUGCCACUCCAAUUUUGCACCACUCUAUUCUGCUGCCCAGUGCUUAAAUAACGUAAAAAUGUUUUUUUUUUUCCAAAGAGACUGAGAAUAAGAAUAUAUUUAAUAUAUGAUGUAGAAAUUUAAUUCAUAAUGGGAGAAAUAAUGCUCCCUCAUUUAAAAAUUUUAUGAAUAUUACUGAUUGCUUGCUGUUCUCAAGAAAGCAGUACAUUUUUGAAAGAAAAAACCCUUUAGACCAAGUACUCUUAAAGAGUACCUGGAAUCUGAAAAGAAAUUUCUACUUUACUGGCCUACUUAAGACUGGUCACUUCAUAAGUGGCCUUUUAUUAAAAUUUCCUCCGGCAUUUUUGUAACCAAUAAUCAGCAUGUCAUACAGGCGAUCCUGUAAAUCACAAAUCUUACAAAUAUUGAUGUAAAUUGGUAAGUAACUGGGUACCAUAGAUCUCAAAGCUCAUGACAGGGAGUUCUAUAAAAACACAAAUACAGUUAUAAGAAUGUGACAUCAUUUGGGGUGACCUUCACCUACAGUAGGUCACCUGUAUUAGGGUUUGUAAUGUGCUGCCUUUGUUUUAAAUAAACUUCCAUCAUCCUUUGAUGGAGAUGUAAUACUAACAACAGAGGUUGGCUUCUUCCUCUUUUUCAUGUCUUAUGGGAACCUAAGUUAUUUUCUUCUACCUCAUGUGUAUAGCUUGUAGGUAUAAACUGAUUCUGAAUGACUGGUAAGAAUGUAUUUAAGUUAUUUAACAUCUUUGUAUAACAAAGGCAAGAAAAUCUGGAAAUAAUAAAUGAAUUUUUAAAUUA